AUGGCCAAUUUUGCUCGUGAAGAGACCCAAGUCUCACCUACUGGCAUGGUCAUCGAGGAGCCCACGUUUCCAGACUUUGCUGGCGGCCCUUCGGCGCGCAAUCGUAGCACGGCACUAAAGUUUCCUACUCCAGAAGAUCCUACACCUGCACACAUUUCCCAGCAUGACCUUACAGAGCCACAAGCAAGAGAGCAGCCCUCAACAAAACAAUCGCAGACCGCCUCGGCUCCACGACGUCUGCUAGACCGGUCGGCGACAGAACGACCAAAGCCCUCCACCAAACACUCGCUGUUGAGAAACAUGCCAGCUCCCCGAAAGCAACGGCCGACGCCUGUACAAAGACAAACAACCAUCACUUUCGACCACAGUUCCUCGGAGUCUGACUCAUUCGAGGAUGAGCAGCUCCCAGCGAAGAGCACCAGUCGUGAUGAGACGAUACAGCGGGAGGAGUCUCGGACUCGCUCAGGCAAUCAACGGCGAUCAUCAACCAUGAACCCUUUCGCCAGGUUCAAGGUCUCGAACGAGCAUUUUCAGACCAAGGGAUCUGUAAAAAGCGACGGACGUCUCAAGCUCAGUAUAUUGGAGGAGGACUUUGGCAGUGGAUACAUCGCGAAGGCCUUAGGUGCUGUCCUACCAAAGCACGGAAAAGAGGAAGAGCACCACAGUGUGCAUUCCUACGACGAUCGAGGCGUUGGCGCCGAGAAGAUUGCGCCAGAAGAAGACGAAAUGGAACACGAUCCCUCGCGGCGUAUGAAACUCAACAUUGUCAUCAUCAUCAUUGGGUCUAGAGGAGACAUACAGCCUUUCAUCCGCAUUGGCAAGAUUUUGAAAGAGGACUACGGGCAUCGAGUCCGCAUCGCCACCCAUCCGGCUUUCAAGGAUUUUGUGCAAAAGGACUCUGGACUGGAAUUCUUCUCUGUGGGAGGCAAUCCGGCUGAGCUGAUGGCCUUUAUGGUGAAGAAUCCAGGCCUGAUCCCGAACAUCGACACCAUCAAGGGUGGGGAGAUUGGUCGACGUCGAGCGCAAAUGUACGAGAUGUUUCAGGGUAUGUGGCGCGCUUGCAUCAAUGCCACAGACGAUGAGACGGACCACAUGAAUGCCAAGAUGAUGGGGGAUAAGGCACCUUUUGUUGCGGACGCUAUCAUUGCGAACCCACCCAGCUUUGCGCCUGCACACAUUGCUGAGAAGCUCGGCAUACCUCUCCACAUGAUGUUCACGUUUCCGUACACGCCAACCGUACAAUUCCCACACCCGCUCGCAAACAUCAAGGUUAGUAACGUCGAACCCACAUACAGCAACUUCAUGUCAUAUCCUCUUGUGGAAAUGAUGAUGUGGCAAGGUUUGGGUGAUUUGAUCAAUCGCUUCCGGACCGAUGUAUUACGACUGGAGAGCAUCAGUACACUCUGGGCGCCUGGGCAAUUGUAUCGACUGAAAGUGCCAUACACGUACAUGUGGUCUCCUGGCAUUAUUCCAAAGCCCAAGGAUUGGGGGCCUGAGAUUGAUGUAACUGGUUUCGUCUUCCUGGAUCUCGCAUCGAACUUCACACCACCCGAUGACCUAAAGGAAUUCUUAGACGAUGGCGAACCCCCGGUCUACAUUGGUUUCGGCUCAAUUGUGGUGGAUGAUCCGGAUCAGUUCACGAAGCUUAUAUUUGAGGCUAUCGAGAUGGCUGGUGUACGUGCGCUUGUUUCAAAAGGUUGGGGCGGAUUUGGCUCCAAUGCUGAUUGUCCGGACAAUGUGUUCAUGCUCGAAAAUACUCCGCACGAUUGGUUGUUCCCGAGGUGCAAAGCAGUUAUACAUCACGGAGGGGCUGGAACUUGCGCCAUCGGUCUCAAAUGCGCAAAGCCAACGAUGAUUGUACCCUUCUUUGGCGACCAGCCCUUCUGGGGCGCCAUGGUCAGUAAGGCCAAAGCGGGAGCACACGAAUGCAUACCCUACAAGAACCUGACUGCGGAGCGGUUAGCUAAGGGCAUUAAAGAAUGCCUUACAGAAGAGGCGCAAAAGAACGUGCAAAAGAUCGCGGACAGCAUUGAGGCUGAAGGUGAUGGAGCGCUGAACGCUGUACGCUCGUUCCAUCGGAGCUUGCCACUCCACGGAGAAGGAAGUAUGCGUUGCGACUUUUUGGACAAUCGUGCGGCGACUUGGAAGAUCAAAAACACCAAGGUCCAGCUAUCAGCGCUGGCGGCCGAGAUCCUGGUCAACAAGAAGAAGCUAAAGUGGAACGAACUUCGGCUGAUCCGUCAUUACGAGUGGAAUGAUUUCGGUGGCCCAGGCGAACCGGUUACUGGCCUAUGGGGAAGCAUAUAUACUACCCUGACCGACGCUGCUUUGGGUGUGGGCUCCGUUCCUGUAGAGAUGGGCAAGAGCUUAAAAAAGCGUGAGAAGCUAUGGGAGAAGAAGAGACAGCACCAAAAGAAAAGGCAGAAGAAGAAAGAAACUAUGGCGAGGGCAAAUGCAGAGCUGGAGAAGUCGACUAACAACUCGGCCGAGGACCAUGUCGCCAAGAAAGAGCAGGAACAGAACGGUCGACCAAAGCCGGAGCGUGAAGAGUCCACUCUGUCAAAAAUCAAUGAGCCGGAAGAGACGCUGAACGUAGAGCUUGCACACGAAGCAGCUUUUGGCUUCCGAAAAACUGGCCAUGCGCUUGCACGCUUUCCUAUGAACGUCACUCUUGCCCUCACACAAGGCUUCCAUAACGCACCCCGACUGUAUGGAGAUGAGACCGUCAGACGCCCACCGCGAGUCACAGGUCUACACUCUGGGCUUCGCGCUGGUCGCGAUGAGCUAGUCUACGGCGUGACAGAUGGAGUAACAGGCAUUGUCACACAGCCGAUCCGUGGCGCCAAAGAGAACGGCGUCGUGGGUGCUGUGCGAGGCGUAGGGUUCGGUAUUGGAGGCUUCGUCUUGAAAGACAUUGCGGCUUUGCUUGGCCCAACAGCUUACCUCAUGAAAGGCCUCGACGCCGAGUACAUGAAAAAGUACCAGCCUACGACCCUCAUUCGCAGAGGCCGAAUAGCACAAGGCCAGCUGGAAUUGCAGCAACUCGAACACAAGACUCGUGUUACAAACAUUAGAGAGGCAGAGGGUAAGAAUGCCGAGCCUAAGGAAAACCGAGAUGACGUCGAGGACAUCGUCGCGCACAGGUGGGCAGCACUGAAGCAAGCCAUCGCAGAAGAGAAGAAGCACAACAAACAGGGCAUCAUUGCCUCACUCACCGGCACAAGUGAGAAGAAAGCAGGUACGAUGGUUCCGCGGAAAGGCACUUCUGUUAAAAAACCUGCGAAUCCACCGCUCUCAAAAUCAGUCACCACCCCUAUUGCACAGACUGAGAAAGAUGCAAAUACCAAGAGGAAGACAGACUACGAUGCUGUCAAGAAAAGCUUCGAAUCACAGCAUCGGAGAAGUGUUACACUCAAUCGAAGCAGCACUGAGCCGCUUACGAGAAGAAGUUGGGACGAUAGUAACGCGGCAAGACCUGCGAAGCCCGAGAAAAAGGAGAGGCCGCAGAGUAUACACGAGGAGCCGGAGUUUGAAGAAACACACGUUUUAGGGAAUGCGCGUCUAAACGAAGAGAUGGGUAGCGAUGAAGACGAGAAGAGACAUGACCCCGUACCCAGCGCUCCGACGGUGGAUCCUGAGUCGAAGCAGGACUUCAAGCCAGACCAGAGGCUACCACAAGAGCCUGGUCGCGCCUCCGCGGACUCAAGUUCCGACAAGACGAAAGUUGGCACUGAGACUAUGGACUGGGUGAAGAUGAGGCAGGAAGCUGAGAGCAGGGAAGAUGCCGGGAGGACCUGGGUUGUUAAUGUGUAA
Molecule: messenger RNA, 3813 nt
Organism: Ascochyta rabiei
Lineage: Eukaryota; Fungi; Ascomycota; Dothideomycetes; Pleosporales; Didymellaceae
Exons: 3
Coding region: 1-3813 (1270 amino acids)
Biological process (GO): carbohydrate metabolic process
Molecular function (GO): hexosyltransferase activity; UDP-glycosyltransferase activity
Source: RefSeq, a predicted model, not a curated record